Messenger RNA from Coturnix japonica (Japanese quail), 5816 nucleotides. The record is from RefSeq and is a predicted model, not a curated record. Lineage: Eukaryota; Metazoa; Chordata; Aves; Galliformes; Phasianidae.
GCGCCUUUUUUGCGACAGCGGGCGCUGAGGGGGUGGUGGCAGCAGCGGAGCGGCCCUGAGGGACCGAGGUGGUGGCGGCGGCGGGAUGGCUGGGUGUGCUGGGCCCAUAUACCUGUAACGACCAUUUUUGCUGCCGAGGAACGGAGCUUUGGGCGGGGAUCGGCUGCUGCGUGUGGGCCUGGUGCUGGGGGGAGCCGUGCCCGUGCUCGGAGGCCCCGAGAAGAUGCCGAUUUGGCACCUGCAGAUUCCAGGUUUCCUUGGGGGCAACGCUGCUGGUAAUUGCCAGGUGAUGGGAAAAAUUCGGGACCAGAGGAAGCAGACGAGGCAAGGUUUGGAAAUGUUAGUGGAGUGUAAGAAGGCAUAAUAAAGCAGUGAAGAGAAACUGAAGGAAGUACUAUAUAUCUUGCUGAUGAGACAACUGAUUCUGAAGUAACUGGACAAACUAGGUAUAUAUGUAGUAAAAUCUAAAAAGUAGGUUGAAAGUGCGUGGAAAGCAUGGGUUACGAUAUUGAACGUUUCGUUGGCUACGUUAAUGAAGGGCUCUUAUGUUCCAUCUGCCGUGAUGUGUUGGAAGAUCCACUACAGGCUCCUUGUGAACAUGCUUUCUGUACUGCUUGUAUACAUGGGUGGCUUGUUCAUCACAGUAACUGCCCCGAAGACAGACAAGUGAUUGAUGUGUCUGUGUUACGACCUUUGUACAGAUAUAUGAAAAAUGACCUGAAUCGUCUUCAACUACACUGCAAAAACAGAGAGUUUGGCUGUGAAAUGGUUUGCUCUCUGGAGUCUAUAGACCGGCAUGAAAGGGAGUGUGAGUACAGUCAGAUACCCUGCUCCAAUGCUGGCUGUACAGUUCAGAUCGAGCGACGUAACCUUGAUGGCCACUUGGCAGUGUGUGAAUAUCGGAGCCGGGAGUGCCCCAAUGGUUGUGGUUACACCAUUCUCAGUGCAGAAGACACACAGCACAAUUGUGUAGCAGAGCUGAGAACUGAGCUAGAACUACUUCGGUCAGAAAUGAUCUGCAGAGUGGAGGAAGCGAAGCAUGAGAUGGAGUCAAGAUUAGAUUCACAAAGAAGACAUAUGGUCCAAAAAGAGAGUGUUCUGCAAAAUGAAAUUGAAGAGCUCAAAAGUCAGAUGUCGCGAGUGAUGUCAGAUGUACGUUCCCUCAUGGCCGCAGAGAGACAGCAUCGACAAGAACUGGAGCAAGCAGAGCUGGAGAAACGGGAACUAAUGGAGCUGCUGAGGGGGCUGCAGAAGGACUGUCGGUUAAGUACUGCAGAAGGAAGCAGGAAGACAGCAAACUUCCGCCCCCUGACACGUCUAGAGAGUGCAAAACGAAAACCUAGGGAAGUUACAGUUAUCUAGAUACAAGUAAGCUCAAAAAGCAUUUUCUUCUUCUAGUUUCUGUGACCAUCUGGCAAACUUCUCCACUCUCCAUGAGCGACUGGUAAAUCAUUUCUGGUAUGUUUACUUUCCUCUUGGGUCAUAGGAACAAAUGGGAAACUUUUUCUCACAGAAUAUGGAGCAUUAUACCCAGUAAAUUAUAAAGAUACUUUCAGCUGUAUGUUAUCAUAAAGAAAGGGGAAGUUAGUUGAUUUGCAUCUCUUCAAUAUGUCAUUUAUAGAACUAUAUGAAGCCUGAAGACCAGAACAAGUCAAGAUACUUAAAGAUUUUUUUUCUUUUCAAUCCAUUAUUAAGUGUAGUUUGUGCAUAUACUUGAGAAAGAAAAUGUGAUUAUUGGUAAUGACAUUUGAGAUCUACUGAAUUUUGGGAGAGUCAGUAAUGCAAGUUAAUGGAUUUAUUCUUGUUGUUUACAUGGUCUGUGGGAGGUGUAUGAAGUAUAUUUCAAAGGUGAAAAGAAAGCACUUUAAAUUCUAAUUCUACUGCUGUGUAACAACUUCAAGUGAGGAUGACUUAGCCUCACUGCUUAUCUGACUUCCCAGGCUUGACAGAUACACACUUAGGAGAUACGUACCAAAGCCCAAGGUAAUAGCAUCCCCAAAAAACUUCUAUAUAGAUCUGUGUGUAACUUGGGGUUUGUGGGAAAAGGUCUUGCAUUUUAUAUAAUUAUUUGAAGAUUUUUUUAAGUGAAAGUAUCAGAUUUCUACCAGGUCCUUUAGAUCUAAGUUUGGUCCAUAGAGUACUCUUUAAGAGAUACAUACGUACUUUGAGUAUCUAAUUUUCUUUUAGCAGAUUUAAGGCUGCUUGUACAUUAAUAUCCACAAUUAGGGCUGUUUGCAUAAUGGCUACUUGGAGUGUUUUUAUUAGGGCUCAAGUCUGUAGCUGUGUAAGAGCUUCACAACAGAUGGACAAAUACUGAAUUAAGGGGCCAUGUGCCUGUAAAGGCUGUAAUACUCAUGAGAAAUCUGUAUGGUUUGAAGACUCAUUCUAUACUUCUCACAAAGCCUGUUUGUGUUGAUUUCAGUGCUAUAACUAAGCCAUAUUCUGUCUCCUGGUGCAGCUCUUCAGUGGAAUAACUAGGGAAGAUCCUGGCCUCCUGCUUACUGAGUACCUUCAAUCAGUUUUCAGGACAGCUGGGUGCAGGCACAACAGUCUUAAUAAACCCCUUCUCUAGUUUAGAAAACAUACUCAUUUCUGUGUCUAAUUUCCUGUCACUUGGAACAACACUUUUGUGGCUAAGAACAUAACCAGAGAGAGAGACUGCAACCUUCUUUAGCACAUUCAUUACGUGAGUUGGACUCGUGAUCUGUUUUCUUAAUUUCAGGCAUUAAUAAAUCCUUAUCACUUGCUUUUCCUUCAGAACUGCUGAUGCAACUGCACACAUCUUCCGCUUUUAUGCAUUUAAAACUAAAGUAAUUCUCCUGUAAAGGUUUUAUUUUGUUUUCUGAAGCUAUUCACAGGAAGAGCUAUGACCAAAUAUUUAUUUGGUUGUCACUUUACUCUUUUUAUAUCCUAGGUUGAACUACAGUCAUUGACAGUAUUUAGCUCAUUAUUAGCAGUCUCUUCCCGUUCAUGACAUAGAACCUCUCUUAAGCAGCCCUACUGAACAAAGUGAAGCAGUAGCUAUAAUUGGGGAGAAUUCACACCUAACAUUCAGUGAUCAAUUCCCAUAUGUCAGUGUGCAUAUUAGAGCUGUAGAUAGAAAGUAAGAAUGCUCUUAUUAUCUGGUGUUCUAGUUAAGAAAGCUUUUAGUGUCUGUUUCUUUUUUCUUUGGUGCCUGUUCACACUAACAUUCACACUGAUUUCAAGGCUUCUUAGCAACAUCAGAUUUCAUGCUCUUAGGAUCACCAUAUUUGCAGGGUGUGUUUUUCUGUGUUCUGUAAUUGUGUGGUUGUGUGAUGUGACUUGAACUAUCUUGCUUAAUGUGAAAGAAGAAAAUUCCUUCAACAUCCUGCUGAACUAAGAUGAGCUGGAUUGGGGUGCAGUAAUAAUAUCUUCCAUUCUGAACAGGAAAAAAACACAAGGAACUAGCUUUGUGCGGGAUCUCUGUGUUUGUUCUAAGAAUUUCAUCCUCUGAUUUCUAUCACUGAAUUUCUUCUAGUAUAGAAGAAAGUGUUUAUUUAUAUUUGCUGAGCAGUUGGUUUCUGUUUGUCCCAUAAGUGACACACAUGGAGUUAUGUGAGAAAACACAUCUUAGGAGGUAAGGGCUGACUUUCUGCUGCACAAUCUAUGGAGCUUCUAUUUGCCAGCUCUGGAGGGUCUGAACUUCCAGUGUUAAAAUGGGGCAGUGCUUUGAGCCCACUUGCUGCUGGAAUGACCUGUCAGCUUGGGUCUCCUUGAGCUGAAAGAAAGCACGUAGGUAUUUUAAAUGGGCUAUACUAGCUGGUAACAUAUGUUCCUUCUGGUUAUUGAAGACUGAUCCUGUUCCUCAGUGAUGGUAACUUGUCUGCGCUUCAGAUGUUCCUCUACUAGGGAACCACACACUGGGCAGUGCAUGUUAAACAUGGUCAUUGUUUUACCUGUUCCUUAAAAUUAACUCGACUGAAAUGAAGCAGCCCACUGUAAUAAUAUCUUCUCUAGUUUUACCUUUUCCAGUCUCAUGUCUCACACAGUUGAUAGUAGCAGCUAGCAGGAGUAAGGAAUUUUUUUCUUUCUUCUUUGAAAUUCUUAUAAAAGGAUUAAGUAAGGGUCCAAACAGUGUAGUAGAUGUUGUAAGUGAAGGUGCUCACUUAAAAGUGCUUCUUGUGACUGCAAACAAGGAUGUUAAAUAUUCUCAUAGUACAUCACAACACAACGAAUUCCAUUUUCUCACAGUUGGAACUGUGCUGAGAUCACACCGAACAGUUACUUGAGUGGACCAGAAGCCAUGCAAGCAGCUGUACUUAACAGCUACUACAGAGAGCAAAGGCUGGGUAGGCAGGAGUCUGGAAAGAACUGCAGGCUUCGUGUCUGCAGUUCAGCCUGAGAGCAGUGAUGCAGCAACAGCAGCCUCUGCAGCAGCUGGCUUACCAACACAGAUUGCUGCCGUGGGGCAUCACAAUUAAUAAUGUACCGUUAGAAUUAAAGGGAGAUUAAGUCUGUGUUCCCAACUAAAUGCAAUAGUACCAAAUUUGCAAGAAUCUCAGACAAAACUCAAAGAGAGCAAGUUAUUAAAUGAGAUUACAAGGAACAAAUCCUUAUCCUACGUUAAACUGGGUGAAAAUAAGAGUAAGGCUGUAUUUAAAGAAAUGAACACUUUUAAAGUGACUGGAAAUGCUUGGCUUUGAAAGGAAGGUCAACAUUUACCUACUUAGUCUGAAGACUUGUAAGAUACCAGUUAAAAGUGUUUUGAAAUUACUUCCCUUAAACUGGUUUCUCCACUUGAGUUGUCAAAUUCAAGCCAAAAUACUGCUUCCUCUGUUUCCUUUGUGGUUAAAGCUACAUGCUCGUUCUCCUGCACUCCUCCUAAGGCAAAGCUUGUCAGUGGUCUCAAGUCAGGGUUGAACCACUGCUCCUAGGGUCAGGUUAUUUUACUUGGGAAUAGUUGGGAGUGCUUCUGCUAAGUUUAGCUGACAUAGAAUGGAGAACCAUGCACCUGAGUCAGAUAUGAGAGUUGCAAAGCAGAAUUCUGCUGGCCUUGCUCAUAAAGAUGACAGGUUUGUGUACAACUCUAGUACUAGAUUAAAUGUCCUUUAUGAGGUUUGCUUCAUGCUACACAAUCACACAAUUGCUGAGAUUAGUGUGGACCUCUGGACGCCAUCUGAUCUAAGCCCCUGGUGAUCCCCAUGUUCCAUCCCCAUGGAACACCCAGCACAGGGUGCCCAGGGCCAUAUCCACAAAUGCAGGACUCUCUUGUCAGGGCAGAAGGGAAUGGAAUUACACAUGCAAGCAAAAUACCAAAUACAUUGGAGAGUUUUGACUGGGAUGAAGUGUUUAAAUCUGAAAUGCUUUUAAGCAUUAGGUGUUUUUUAGAAAUUCAGUGUGUUAAUAGACCCCAGUCCUUAUAAUAUAUAAUAUAGACAGUCUCAUAAAUGAAAUUUUCCAUACAUUGCCCUCUUGGAUGUUUCUGGUAUGGUGCUUUUCUACAGCUGACUUACUUAAAAGUGCUGGAUAGUAUUUAAAAGGAGCAGUGCUGGCCUUUCUUGUGUGCUGCUCACAGGACGAAGUACGGUAGGUCAGGGAGAUUUUACCACAGAUAGAUGCCUUUAUAAAGACCUACAAUUCUAUGCAACUUUAUAUAUUAACAAAUAAACACUGAAUUGUCUUCCAGCAUUAUGGUUCACUGCCAGCCUAGUUACGUUUUCUACCUUUAUAAAUACAAGGAUAAAACAGUGCUUAACAGACCCUAAUCUCUAGUCUGUAAAAGAAACAGUAUUUGUAUCACUUUGAAGUACAGUUUGUAUAAAAGUUGAACUAAUAAAGGGUUAUACCAUAACUAA